AGGCCAGCUUUGCUUGGGUGCUGCUUCCGGAACGCGUAGGCCUUUCUUGGGGUACCGGCCGCGAACUUUCUCCUCUCUCCGAAGCGUCCGACAUCCCUAUAUGACCCCCGACGCCAUUUACCGGCCGUAUCCCCCCGUUCCUUCCACCCCUUCCUGCGCCGCGCCCCGACAUCUACUCAACACCCGCUGUGGCGGCCAUGUCUGAGUCAGGCCACAGUCAGCCGGGGCUCUACGGGAUCGAGCGGAGGCGACGAUGGAAGGAUCCUAGCCCUGGCGGGCCCCAGAACCUCUCUGGACCUGGUGGUCGGGAAAGGGACUACCUUGCGCCUUGGGAGAGGGAGAGACGGGAUGGCAGCGAGGAAACAGGGACGGCAGUCAUGCAGAAAACCCCCAUCAUCCUCUCCAAGCCUCCAGCCGAGCGGGUGAGCCAGGGAGUGCCCUCUGAGGGGGGGAGGCUUAGGGCAUGAACACCCCCNGCUCCCGCCCCCUUGGAGAAGCCCAUCGUCCUCAUGAAGCCCCGGGAGGAGGGGAAGGGUCCUGUGGCCUCGACAGGCGCCUCGACCCCUGAGGGUACUGCCCCGCCGCCCCCGGCAGCCCCUGCCCCACCGAAGGGAGAGAAGGAGGGGCAGCGUCCCACGCAGCCCGUGUACCAGAUCCAGAACCGGGGCAUGGGCACUGCCGCACCGGCCGCCAUGGACCCCGUCGUGGGCCAGGCCAAGCUGCUGCCCCCGGAGCGCAUGAAGCACAGCAUCAAGCUGGUGGACGACCAGAUGAACUGGUGCGACAGCGCCAUCGAGUACCUGCUGGAUCAGACCGACGUGUUGGUGGUUGGCGUCCUGGGCCUCCAGGGGACAGGCAAGUCCAUGGUCAUGUCGCUGCUGUCAGCCAACACCCCAGAGGAGGACCAAAGGGCCUAUGUGUUCCGGGCCCAGAGCGCGGAGAUGAAAGAGCGAGGGGGCAACCAGACCAGUGGCAUCGACUUCUUCAUCACGCAGGAGCGGAUCGUUUUCCUGGACACACAGCCCAUCCUCAGCCCCUCCAUCCUGGACCACCUCAUCAACAACGAUCGCAAGCUGCCUCCAGAGUACAACCUCCCACACACCUACGUGGAGAUGCAGUCCCUGCAGAUCGCUGCCUUCCUCUUCACCGUGUGCCACGUGGUGAUUGUCGUCCAGGACUGGUUCACAGACCUCAGUCUAUACAGGUUCCUGCAGACCGCCGAGAUGGUGAAGCCCUCCACCCCAUCCCCCAGCCAUGAGUCCAGCAGCUCCACCGGCUCCGAGGAAGGCACCGAGUACUACCCCCACUUGGUCUUCCUGCAGAACAAAGCCCGCCGUGAGGACUUCUGUCCCCGAAAGCUGCGACAGAUGCAUCUGAUGAUUGACCAACUCAUGGCCCACUCCCACCUGCGCUACAAGGGUACUCUGUCCAUGCUGCAGUGCAACAUCUUCCCGGGGCUUCCACCCGACUUCCUGGACUCCGAGGUCAACCUGUUCCUCAUGCCCUUCAUGGACAGCGACGCCGAGAGCGAGACCCCCCCACGGGCAGGGCCUGGUUCCAGCCCGCUCUUCUCCCUGCUGCCCGGCUACCGGGGCCACCCCAGUUUCCAGUCCCUGGUGAGCAAGCUCCGGAGCCAGGUGAUGUCCAUGGCCCGGCCCCAGCUGUCCCACACGAUCCUCACUGAGAAGAACUGGUUCCAUUAUGCCGCCCGGAUCUGGGACGGGGUGCGAAAGUCCUCCGCGCUCGCAGAGUACAGCCGUCUGCUGGCCUGAGCCCAGGUGGAGUGGACCCAGGGGUCCCCGGUGAUGGUGAAGGAGCGCAUGUGUCCUCCCUCUGGCUGGCGGAGAGUGUGAGCAGGUCUGAGGGACCAGAGGGUUGUGAUGUCCUCAGCUGGAGACAGGAGAUGCCGAGGGCCAGGCCCACAUCCGAGGGAGGUGGUUCCCAUGGAGACUUUGAGGGUCUCCCCCAGGCUGCUAUGGGGCAGCCCCUCCCAGGACAGGCAGAGGAGCAGCCCCUCCUCCGAGACGCUAAGGAAGGCAGGGGGAGGCAGGGCUGGGGGCUCUGUUGGGGCCCAUCCGGUGGUUCAAAUAAAAGCUGUCACACAGGCCUA
Messenger RNA from Echinops telfairi (small Madagascar hedgehog), 2110 nucleotides. It is a transcript of the gene SMG9, whose product is annotated as SMG9 nonsense mediated mRNA decay factor. Gene Ontology annotation, biological process: nuclear-transcribed mRNA catabolic process, nonsense-mediated decay. The record is from RefSeq and is a predicted model, not a curated record. The transcript is spliced from 14 exons. NCBI's taxonomy places the organism in Eukaryota, Metazoa, Chordata, Mammalia, Afrosoricida, Tenrecidae.